Messenger RNA from Saccostrea cuccullata (small rock oyster), 1085 nucleotides. RefSeq lists its product as uncharacterized. The record is from RefSeq and is a predicted model, not a curated record. Bases 53 to 1021 code for a protein of 322 amino acids. The transcript is spliced from 7 exons. Lineage: Eukaryota; Metazoa; Mollusca; Bivalvia; Ostreida; Ostreidae.
ACAAGUGUGGAAAUCAUAUAUUUAACAUUGCACAACAGAAUAAUUCUGAACAAUGAAUUUCAACUUUAUUAUUUUAUUGCUCGGAAUUUCUUUCUCAUAUAUUGCGAUGGAACAAUCAGCCGUGAUUCGGGAUGUGCCUCUCAACUGGACAGAAGCAAGAAACGAAUGCAGGGAGACAAAUUCACAUCUAUUAAACUUCUUUGAAAUGAAAAAUAGGCUUGAUUACUUCAAAAGCGCAUUGAUACAAAACACAAAGUACUGGGUUGCAGAAACAUGGAAAGAAAAAAUAUAUUUUGUGAAAGGUUGUCAAUCGAAAAUUCAAGGAUUGUCAAUGGUAAUUGAUCAAGGAAAUAUCUUUUCCGAAUGUGUGAAAUAUUGCGAAAAUCAAAACUAUACGACAAUAGGACUACAGGGAUCCACUUGCUCUUGUAUUGUCAAAGAAAAUUUUGAAAACUUGGAAUCCAACAGUUGCGACAUUGAAUGUGCUUGGAACAAUAUUUCAUGUAGAGCGGAAAAAUGUUCAUUCGCAAUUUAUCAGUUGGCAAAAGAUGUGCCUCAACGUCUUCCAGGAGACCUCUUCGACGAUUGUGUUUAUUAUAACACGAUAAUAAAGUUUUCAAGAGACGAUUGUAAUAAAAAAUACCACUUUAUUUGUCAAGGUAACAAUGGAGAGUUAAAAGUUCAUGAUAUUCUAUUCACAUGGAUGGAAGCUUAUGAAAAUUGCUCUAAAGAACACAUGAUUCUCGCUAAUAUAAACAAGAACACUAUGCUUGGAAUACGUCAUAUCGAAGACAACAAAAAGUAUUGGAUUGGAUUAAGACAGAUGUACAUCUAUCAAAAAGAUAUGAAAUCGUUUCUAUGUUCCUUUAUUCAAAAGUAUAAUUCAAUUGGUCUCCUAACAUAUUCAAGAGAAGAUUGCUCGAUAAAUACACCAUACCUUUGUUUAGAAGGUAAGGAAAGGUCAAUUUAUGUAUUACAUGAAAUAUUUUACUUGCAUCUGUUGUUGCAGAGUGUAAAAUGACAAUAAUUACAUGUAUUGUGAAUACAAACUGAUCGUUGAUUUGACUUUUGGUGAAAAUACUCUU